Molecule: messenger RNA, 1049 nt
Organism: Rosa chinensis
Lineage: Eukaryota; Viridiplantae; Streptophyta; Magnoliopsida; Rosales; Rosaceae
Product: ribonuclease 2
Exons: 9
Coding region: 37-903 (288 amino acids)
Biological process (GO): RNA catabolic process
Cellular component (GO): extracellular region
Molecular function (GO): ribonuclease T2 activity; RNA binding
Source: RefSeq, a predicted model, not a curated record
GACGCAUCUGCAAUUCCACAGGCCCUCCUUGGAAAUAUGGCUAUUCUCUCUGCUAACCUUGCCUCUUCUGCUGCACUUGCAUUGAUUCUAGUAGCGGCUUCGCUGUGUCUGAUUGAAGCCAAACAAUUUGGAAUUGGAAUUGAAAUUGGAAGCAGAGGAAGGCCAAGGCAGAGAGAGUUUGAUUACUUUAACUUGGCCUUACAAUGGCCUGGAACCUACUGUCAACGCACCCGUUAUUGCUGCCCCAACAACGCCUGCUGCCGAGGCUCAAAUUCUCCGGCUGUGUUCACAAUCCAUGGAUUGUGGCCUGACUACAAUGAUGGAAGCUGGCCUGCCUGUUGCACAAAGAAGAGUUUUGAUGAAAAAGAGAUCUCAACAUUGCUUGACCCCUUGGAGAAAUACUGGCCCUCAUUAAGUUGUGGUAAACCAUCAUCCUGCCAUGGUGGAAAAGGAUCCUUUUGGGGUCAUGAGUGGGAGAAGCAUGGGACUUGCUCCGCUCCAGUAACUGGAGAUGAAUACAACUACUUUUUGACGACCCUCAAUGUGUAUUUUAAAUACAACGUCACAAAAGUCCUGAAUGAAGCAGGAUAUGUACCUUCUAAUACUGAAAAAUAUCCUCUUGGAGGCAUUGUUUCGGCCAUUCAGAAUGCUUUCCAUGCAACCCCAAAGUUGGUUUGCAGAAAUGGUGCUGUGGAGGAACUUCAUCUUUGCUUCUACAAGGAUUUCAAGCCCCGGGAUUGUGCGGGUGGAUCUAGCAGUUCAAGUGACAUGUUAUUUUCUGGUAGCUCAUGUCCCAAUUACAUCAGCUUACCAGCAUAUGCAUCACUGGGGGCUGGCAAUGUGGAAAGUGAGGUUUCAUGGGUGCCUGAGGAUGUUGACCUUAGGUGGGUGGACAGGUUGUAAAUUGCCCAAUUCAAUUGAUGGGUGUUCCUUAAGCAUUGUCACUAACUUUGUUGUCCAGCAGUAUGGUCAAAAUGUUGUGUAAAUUCAGAUCAAAAAAUGGAACCUGCUUAACAUUCCUCUUAUUAAGAUUGGUCUACUUCAUCAUC